This is a messenger RNA of Budorcas taxicolor (takin), 480 nucleotides long. RefSeq names its product transmembrane protein 89 (gene TMEM89). The record is from RefSeq and is a predicted model, not a curated record. NCBI's taxonomy places the organism in Eukaryota, Metazoa, Chordata, Mammalia, Artiodactyla, Bovidae. The transcript has 2 exons. The coding region runs from base 1 to 480 and encodes 159 amino acids.
AUGCUGCACACGCAGUCCUUCCUUCCAUGGCUGCUUCUGCUGACGAGGCCCAUCUGCACCCACGCCUGGUCACGGCCCAUGUGGUACCAGGUGGGGCUGGACUUACAGCCCUGGGGGUGCCAGCCAAGCAGCCUGGAGGGUUGUGAGAGCAGCCUGGGCUGUCCCGGCUACUGGACGGGCCUGGGGACGAACCGUAUCUACCCAGUGGCUGGGGUCACGGUCACCACGACCAUGAUGCUGAUGCUCAGCCGUGCGCUGAUGCAGCGGCGGCGUUCACAGGCCUCUAAGAGUGAGCAUCCACAGCUGGCCUCCCGCCCUUGCGCCACUUGGAAACGACAGCGCCCGAUCUCAGACCGCGCCCUCCUCCUCGGCGCCCUGCACAUGCUGGAUGCCCUCCUGCUCCACAUCGAGUGCCACCUGCAGCAUCUGGCCACCCAGCAGCGCUCCCAAAUAAAGGGGACUCCCGCCCAGACCGGGUGA